GACGCCAGCGCGGCAGCCACAAUAAUGGCUCGUCCAGCCCUACGAGCAGUUACUACCACGCGACGCGGCUGACGAUCGGGACGGGCUCGGGACAUGGCUCGAGCCAGGCCAAGCAAACCAUCACCACGUCGUCCAAGGCGCUCAACGCGUUCCAGGAAGACCCGUAUCUGUGCUCGAAGCGGCUGCCGUACUCGUCCAUCACGUACAGCCGUAUGCUCUCGAAAGGCGCGUUUGGCGAGGUCUGGCUUGGCACGCUCGCCGACACCUCAUCACGCACGCGCCUCGUCGCCAUCAAGCGGAUCCUCGACGCCAAGCGCGCCGACCCCGCGGAGCUCGAGUGCUUUGCCAGCGAGAUCCGUCUCAUGGCGCUCUUCUCGCACCCCAACAUUGUGCACUUUCUCGGUUUUGGCUGGAACACGCUCCAAAACAUGUGUGCGGUCACCGAGUACCUCGAGAACGGCGACGUCUCGGCCUACUUGGCGGUCCAUUCGAACGUCGCGUUCGACGUCAAGAUUUCAAUCGGUCUUGGCGUGCUGCAUGCGGUCCAGUACCUCCACUCGCUGGACCCGCCCGUGAUCCACCGCGAUUUGAAGGGUCGGAACGUGCUCUUGAGCGACGCACUCGACGCGAAACUGAGCGACUUUGGCAUUUCCCGUCAACGGAUCGCCGAUGAAACCAUGACGGCCGGCGUCGGCACAGCGUUCUGGACCGCCCCCGAAGUGCUCCUCGGCCUCAAGUACGAUGCGUCCGUCGAUGUCUACUCGUUUGGCGUCAUCAUGACCGAGCUCGACACGCAGCACGCACCGUACGCUGACAUCAAAGGCGUGCCCAGCAUGCACAUUGUGCAAAAGGUGACGGGCCAAGACGGCGCCGUGACGCCGUUGCGACCGACGUUGACACGUGACGCGCCCGCGUGGUUUGUGGCGACGGCCACCGCGUGUUUGGACCGAGACCCGGCAAGGCGCCCCACGAUCUCGGAGCUGCGCGAUCAGUUCGCACAGGCACUUGCGCGCGGAUGCGCGAUUGUAACUUAA
Saprolegnia parasitica CBS 223.65 is the source of this 1034-nucleotide messenger RNA. Its product is annotated as TKL protein kinase. Gene Ontology annotation, molecular function: protein kinase activity; ATP binding. Gene Ontology annotation, biological process: protein phosphorylation. The transcript has a single exon. Lineage: Eukaryota; Oomycota; Saprolegniomycetes; Saprolegniales; Saprolegniaceae. The record is from RefSeq and is a predicted model, not a curated record. Bases 213 to 1034 code for a protein of 273 amino acids.